GAACAGAGAUGCCCUUGACAUGGGAGUUUCUCUUCAGAAACCCCUGUUCUGUGUCUCUCAGACUGCCAUCACUCAGGUUUCUGUCCUGGUUCUGCUCCUUCCCCUGGUUUGCAGGCUGUAGCUGAUGCCCAGCCCCCCCUGGAAUGAUGCCAUCGCGGACCAACCUCUCUGCUGGGAUUCCCAGUAGCAAAGUCAAAUAUUCCAAACUCUCCAGCACUGAUGAUGGAUACAUUGACCUGCAGUUCAAGAAGAGCCCACCCAAAAUCCCCUACAAGGCCAUUGCACUGGCUGUGGUGCUCUUCAUGAUUGGGACCUUCCUCAUCAUCAUCGGAGCCCUGCUGCUGGCAGGGUACAUCAGCAAAGGGGAGACCGACCGGGCCAUCCCCGUGCUGAUCAUCGGCAUCCUGGUGUUCCUGCCGGGCUUUUACCACCUGCGAAUCGCCUACUACGCCUCCAAGGGCUACCGGGGCUACUCCUACGACGACAUCCCCGACUUCGACGACUGAACCGUUAAUUAAUCCUGCUCUAAUUAGGUUGGUCAGAGCUGGUAGUUCCCCUGGAUGCUGGCAGGGCACAGCUGAUGUGUGUCCCUUCCUGGGCUUGAGGUGUUGCAGGUUUUCCAGUUUGGGGGGUGGGGGCUGGAGCCCGGCAUUGACCAAAAGGAAUUGCAGAGAACUUGGGAUUUAUUUUUUCCUCUCAGGGUUGCAUAAUUCUGCUCACUGGGAAGCUCUUCCUGGGCGAAGCAAUCCUUGCAAUUUUCCAAAAAUAGAUGAGCUGGUUUCAGCGGCAGAUACUUGUUUUUUCUGUAAAUGUUUUCUAGAGUUUACUUUAGCAUUCCAUGAGAUUGUGGUUAUUGUUGGGUUACCUUUGCACACAGACCAUAGUUAAAUUCUCCUUUUGCUCUCUGUCCAUCAGAAAUGCUUCCAAAGUACUGGUCCUGAGCUUGCCUGGAGUAAAUAAAGUCUGAUGAAAGGGGGAAAGCAGCACUUGCAGGAAGUGAUUUGCACACAGUGCACUUGCUCCACAGCUCCCUGUCAGACUGACCAAGCUCAUUUCCUCACAAACGCAUCCUUCCCAAGCGAGCUUUCCCCGUGCCACUGUUGCUUUUGGCAAAAUCUGCUCACCCUUCACAAGGACUGGUGUUGGAGUUUGCCUGUUAUUUAAACAACAAGAUGGAUGCUGGGAGAAGGGUUGGAACCCAGACUCAGGUGUCUAAAUACCAAAAAUCUUGGGCUUGCCAAUGUGGGUAUUGGAGACACUUGAAUUCCAGCUGUUUGUCUUUUGGAGUCCUUUAGUCCUUGUGUAGAUAAUUUGCUGAGCAGACCUGCCCAGGCCAGUGAAGAGAAGUUCUCUGUGUUCUCAGUUUGUGCUGAACUCUGGAUUGCUUUGCCAGCUUUGCUGAUGUGUCAUUCAGGGAAAACAGAGUGAUGGCUCCACUUCUGUGAGGUAAAACGAGGCUGUCUCCUGAGCUGGGGUGUCUCAGUGUCCUGGACAACGAGCAGUGAUGCAAGUGGAUGCAUUUAACAUGAAUAAAGUUCUAUAUUCUCUGUAA
Messenger RNA from Sturnus vulgaris (Common starling), 1552 nucleotides. Lineage: Eukaryota; Metazoa; Chordata; Aves; Passeriformes; Sturnidae. The record is from RefSeq and is a predicted model, not a curated record.